Messenger RNA from Sphenostylis stenocarpa, 166 nucleotides. The record is from the annotation of a GenBank genome assembly. NCBI's taxonomy places the organism in Eukaryota, Viridiplantae, Streptophyta, Magnoliopsida, Fabales, Fabaceae.
CACAUGUGGGCUUAAAAUUGGACCUCAAUUGGGCCUUAUGUUCAACCAUCUCCGUGGAGAACCAAGCUACAAAUGCAACUACAUGGGAGAAGAGAUAAUGAAGCCACCACUUCUAAAAUUUAUUAAAAUGUGUGUUGUAUACAAGGACAAGUUCGACCAUGUUUGA